ACAGAGAAAGCAUCCUGGACAGAAGUGAAAGAACUUCUUAAAUCAGAGACAAGCUUCCAAGGCAAGUUUCCUAAAGAAAAAUGGGCACCAAGGGCAAAGUUAUCAAAUGCAAAGCAGCCAUCGCCUGGGAAGCAAACAAGCCCCUUUGCAUAGAAGAGGUUGAGGUAGCUCCCCCCAAGGCACAUGAAGUUCGAAUUCAGAUAAUCGCCACUGCCUUGUGCCAUACCGAAGCCCAUAUUCUCCAUCCUAAAUUUACAGAGGCUUUUUUCCCAGUGAUUCUUGGCCAUGAGGGGGCAGGAAUUGUGGAGAGUGUUGGGCCAGGAGUGACCAACUGCAAACCAG
Myotis brandtii (Brandt's bat) is the source of this 342-nucleotide messenger RNA. Its product is annotated as alcohol dehydrogenase 4. Gene Ontology annotation, molecular function: S-(hydroxymethyl)glutathione dehydrogenase [NAD(P)+] activity; zinc ion binding. NCBI's taxonomy places the organism in Eukaryota, Metazoa, Chordata, Mammalia, Chiroptera, Vespertilionidae. The transcript is spliced from 3 exons. Gene Ontology annotation, biological process: formaldehyde catabolic process. The annotation marks the transcript as partial. Gene Ontology annotation, cellular component: cytosol. The record is from RefSeq and is a predicted model, not a curated record.